This is a messenger RNA of Schistocerca gregaria, 7422 nucleotides long. RefSeq names its product mucin-2-like. The transcript is spliced from 2 exons. Bases 1 to 7422 code for a protein of 2473 amino acids. The record is from RefSeq and is a predicted model, not a curated record. NCBI's taxonomy places the organism in Eukaryota, Metazoa, Arthropoda, Insecta, Orthoptera, Acrididae.
AUGCCCCACUGCCAGUCGACAACCUCCAAAUCCCUGGCCGACCACCCACCAGCAGCGCCUCGUCCGCCAGAGUUCUGGCUUGCCCCACUGCCAGUCGACAACCUCCAAAUCCCCGGCCGACCACCCACCAGCAGCGCCUCGUCCGCCGCAGUUCCGGCUUGCCCCACUGCCAGUCGACAACCUCCAAAUCCCCGGCCGACCAUCCACCAGCAGCGCCUCGUCCGCCACAGUUCCGGCUUGCCCCACUGCCAGUCGACAACCUCCAAAUCCCCGGCCGACCACCCACCAGCAGCGCCUCGUCCGCCACAGUUCCGGCUUACCCCACUGCCAGUCGACAACCUCCAAAUCCCCGGCCGACCACCCACCAGCAGCGCCACAGUUCCGGCUUGCCCCACUGCCAGUCGACAACCUCCAAAUCCCCGGCCGACCACCCACCAGCAGCGCCUCGUCCGCCACAGUUCCGGCUUGCCCCACUGCCAGUCGACAACCUCCAAAUCCCUGGCCGACCACCCACCAGCAGCGCCUCAUCCGCCACAGUUCCAGCUUGCCCCACUGCCAGUCGACAACCUCCAAAUCCCCGGCCGACCACCCACCAUCAGCGCCUCGUCCGCCACAGUUCCGGCUUGCCCCACUGCCAGUCGACAACCUCCAAAUCCCCGGCCGACCACCCACCAGCAGCGCCUCGUCCGCCACUGUUGCGGCUUGCCCCACUGCCAGUCGACAACCUCCAAAUCCCAGGCCGACCACCCACCAGCAGCGCCUCGUCCGCCACAGUUCCGGCUUGCCCCACUGCCAGUCGACAACCUCCAAAUCCCCGGCCGACCACCCACCAGCAGCGCCUCGUCCGCCACAGUUCCGGCUUACCCCACUGCCAGUCGACAACCUCCAAAUCCCCGGCCGACCACCCACCAGCAGCGCCUCGUCCGCCACAAUUCCAAGUUGCCCCACUGCCAGUCGACAACCUCCAAAUCCCCGGCCGACCACCCACCAGCAGCGCCUCGUCCGCCACAGUUCCGGCUUGCCCCACUGCCAGUCGACAACCUCCAAAUCCCCGGCCGACCAUCCACCAGCAGCGUCUCGUCCGCCACAGUUCCGGCUUGCCCCACUGCCAGUCGACAACCUCCAAAUCCCCGGCCGACCACCCACCAGCAGCGCCUCGUCCGCCACAGUUCCGGCUUGCCCCACUGCCAGUCGACAACCUCCAAAUCCCCGGCCGACCACCCACCAUCAGCGCCUCGUCCGCCACAGUUCCGGCUUGCCCCACUGCCAGUCGACAACCUCCAAAUCCCCGGCCGACCACCCACCAGCAGCGCCUCGUCCGCCACUGUUGCGGCUUGCCCCACUGCCAGUCGACAACCUCCAAAUCCCAGGCCGACCACCCACCAGCAGCGCCUCGUCCGCCACAGUUCCGGCUUGCCCCACUGCCAGUCGACAACCUCCAAAUCCCCGGCCGACCAUCCACCAGCAGCGCCUCGUCCGCCACAGUUCCGGCUUGCCCACUGCCAGUCGACAACCUACAAAUCCCCGGCCGACCACCCAACAGCAGCGCAUCAUCCGCCACAGUUCCGGCUUGCCCCACUGCCAGUCGACAACCUCCAAAUCCCUGGCCGACCACCCACCAGCAGCGCCUCGUCCGCCACAGUUCCGGAUUGCCCCACUGCAAGUCGGCAACCUCCAAAUCCCCGGCCGACCACCCACCAGCAGCGCCUCGUCCGCCACAGUUCCAGCUUCCCCCACUGCCAGUCGGCAACCUCUAAAUCCCCGGCCGACCACCCAACAGCAGCGCCUCGUCCGCCACAGUUCCGGCUUGCCUUACUGCCAGUCAGCAACCUCCAAAUCCCCGGCCGACCACCCACCAGCAGCGCCUCGUCCGCCACAGUUCCGGCUUGCCCCACUGCAAGUCUACAACCUCCAAAUCCCCGGCCGACCACCCACCAGCAGCGCUUCGUCCACCACAGUUCCGGCUUGCCCCACUGCCAGUCGACAACCUCCAAAUCCCCGGCCGACCACCCACCAGCAGCGCCUCAUCCGCCACAGUUCCGGCUUGCCCCACUGCCAGUCGACAAUCUCCAAAUCCCCGGCCGACCACCCACCAGCAGCGCCUCGUCCGCCACAGUUCCGGCUUGCCCCCCUGCCAGUCGACAACCUCCAAAUCCCCGGCCGACCACCCACCAGCAGCGCCUCGUCCGCCACAGUUCCGGCUUGCCCCACUGCCAGUCGACAACCUCCAAAUCCCCGGCCGACCACCCACCAGCAGCGCCUUGUCUGCCACAGUUCCGGCUUGCCCCACUGCCAGUCGACAACCUCCAAAUCCCCGGCCGACCACCCACGAGCAGCGCUUCGUUCGCCACAGUUCCGGCUAGCCCCACUGCCAGUCGACAACGUCCAAAUCCCCGGCCGACCAUCCACCAGCAGCGCCUCGUCCGCCACAGUUCCGGCUUGCCCACUGCCAGUCGACAACCUACAAAUCCCCGGCCGACCACCCACCAGCAGCGCCUCGUCCGCCACAGUUCCGGCUUGCCCCACUGCCAGUCGACAACCUCCAAAUCCCCGGCCGACCACCCACCAGCAGCGCCUCGUCCGCCACAGAUCCGGCUUGCCCCACUGCCAGUCGACAACCUCCAAAUCCCCGGCCGACCACCCACCAGCAGCGCCUCGUCCGCCACAGUUCCGGCUUGCCCCACUGCCAGUCGACAAACUCCAAAUCCCCGGCCGACCACCCACCAGCAGCGCCUCGUCCGCCACAGUUCCGGCUUGCCCCACUGCCAGUCGACAACCUUCAAAUCCCCGGCCGACCACCCACCAGCAGCGCCUCGUCCGCCACAGUUCCGGCUUGCCCCACUGCCAGUCGACAACCUCCAAAUCCCCGGCCGACCACCCACCAGCAGCGCCUCGUCCGCCACAGUUCCGGCUUGCCCCACUGCCAGUCGACAACCUCCAAAUCCCCGGCCGACCACCCACCAGCAGCGCCUCGUCCGCCACAGUUCCGGCUUGCCCCAAUGCCAGUCGACAACCUCCAAAUCCCCUGCCGACCACCCACCAGCAGCGCCUCGUCCGCCACAGUUCCGGCUUGCCCCACUGCCAGUCGACAACCUCCAAAUCCCCGGCCGACCACCCACCAGCAGCGCCUCGUCCGCCACAGUUCCGGCUUGCCCCACUGCCAGUCGACAACCUCCAAAUCCCCGGCCGACCACCCACCAGCAGCGCCUCGUCCGCCACAGUUCCGGCUUGCCCCACUGCCAGUCGACAACCUCCAAAUCCCUGGCCGUCCACCCACCAGCAGCGCCUCGUCUGCCACAGUUCCGGCUUGCCCCACUGCCAGUCGACAACCUCCAAAUCCCCGGCCGACCACCCACCAGCAGCGCCUCGUCCGCCACAGUUCCGGCUUGCCCCACUGCCAGUCGACAACCUCUAAAUCCCCGGCCGACCACCCAACAGCAGCGCCUCGUCCGCCACAGUUCCGGCUUGCCCCACUGCCAGUCGGCAACCUCCAAAUCCCCGGCCGACCACCCACCAGCAGCGCCUCGUCCGCCACAGUUCCGGCUUGCCCCACUGCAAGUCUACAACCUCCAAAUCCCCGGCCGACCACCCACCAGCAGCGCUUCGUCCACCACAGUUCCGGCUUGCCCCACUGUCAGUCGACAACCUCCAAAUCCCCGGCCGACCACCCACCUGCAACGCCUCGUCCGCCAUAGUUCCGGCUUGCCCCACUGCCAGUCGACAACCUCCAAAUCCCCGGCCGACCACCCACCAGCAGCGCCUCGUCCGCCACAGUUCCGCCUUGCCCCACUGCCAGUCGACAACCUCCAAAUCCCCGGCCGACCACCCACCAGCAGCGCCUCGUCCGUCACAGUUCCGGCUUGCCCCACUGCCAGUCGACAACCUCCUAAUCCCCGGCCGACCACCCACCAACAGCGCCUCGUCCGCCACAUUUCCGGCUUGCCCCACUGCCGGUCGACAACCUCCAAAUCCCCGGCCGCCCACCCACCAGCAGCGCCUCGUCCGCCACAGUUCCGGCUUGCCCCACUGCCAGUCGACAACCUGCAAAUCCCCGGCCGACCACCCACCAGCAGCGCCUCGUCCGCCACAGUUCCGGCUUGCCCCACUGCCAGUCGACAACCUCCAAAUCCCCGGCCGACCACCCACCAGCAGCGCCUCGUCCGCCACAGUUCCGGCUUGCCCCACUGCCAGUCGACAACCUCCAAAUCCCCGGCCGACCACCCACCAGCAGCGCAUCGUCCGCCACAGUUCCGGCUUGCCCCACUGCCAGUCGACAACCUCCAAAUCCCCGGCCGACCACCCACCAGCAGCGCCUCGUCCGCCACAGUUCCGGCUUGCCCCACUGCCAGUCGACAACCUCCAAAUCCCCGGCCGACCACCCACCAGCAGCGCCUCGCCGACCACCCACCAGCAGCACCUCGUCCGCCACAGUUCCGGCUUGCCCCACUGCCAGUCGACAACCUCCAAAUCCCCGGCCGACCACCCACCAGCAGCGCCUCGUCCGCCACAGUUCCGGCUUGCCCCACUGCCAGUCGACAACCACCAAAUCCCCGGCCGAACACCCACCAGCAGCGCUCGUCUGCCACAGUUCCGGCUUGCCCCAAUGCCAGUCGACAACCUCCAAAUCCCCAGCCGACCACCCACCAGCAGCGCCUCGUCCGCCACAGUUCCGGCUUGCCCCACUGCCAGUCGACAACCUCCAAAUCCCCGGCCGACCACCCACCAGCAGCACCUCGUCCGCCACAGUUCCGGCUUGCCCCACUGCCAGUUGACAACCUCCAAAUCCCCGGCCGACCACCCACCAGCAGCGCCUCGUCCGCCACAGUUCCGGCUUGCCCCACUGCCAGUCGACAACCUCCAAAUCCCCGGCCGACCAUCCACCAGCAUCGCCUCGUCCGCCACAGUUCCGGCUUGCCCCACUGCCAGUCGACAACCUACAAAUCCCCGGCCGACCACCCACCAGCAGCGACUCGUCCGCCACAGUUCCGGCUUGCCCCACUGCCAGUCGACAACCUCCAAAUCCCCGGCCGACCACCCACCAGCAGCGCCUCGUCCGCCACAGUUCCGGCUUGCCCCACUGCCAGUCGGCAACCACCAAAUCCCCGGCCGACCACCAACCAGCAGCGCCUCGUCCGCCACAGUUCCGGCUUCCCCCACUGCCAGUCGCCAACCUCCAAAUCCCCGGCCGACCACCCAACAGCAGCGCCUCGUCCGCCACAGUUCCGGCUUGCCCCACUGCCAGUCGGCAACCUCCAAAUCCCCGGCCGACGACCCACCAGCAGCGCCUCGUCCGCCACAGUUCCGGCUUGCCCCACUGCCAGUCUACAACCUAUAAAUCCCCAGAAGACCACCCACCAAAAGCGCCUCGUCCGCCACAGUUCCGGCAUGCCCCACUGCCAGUCGACAACCUCCAAAUCCCUGGCCGACCACCCACCAGCAGCGCCUCGUCCGCCAGAGUUCUGGCUUGCCCCACUGCCAGUCGACAACCUCCAAAUCCCCGGCCGACCACCCACCAGCAGCGCCUCGUCCGCCGCAGUUCCGGCUUGCCCCACUGCCAGUCGACAACCUCCAAAUCCCCGGCCGACCAUCCACCAGCAGCGCCUCGUCCGCCACAGUUCCGGCUUGCCCCACUGCCAGUCGACAACCUCCAAAUCCCCGGCCGACCACCCACCAGCAGCGCCUCGUCCGCCACAGUUCCGGCUUACCCCACUGCCAGUCGACAACCUCCAAAUCCCCGGCCGACCACCCACCAGCAGCGCCACAGUUCCGGCUUGCCCCACUGCCAGUCGACAACCUCCAAAUCCCCGGCCGACCACCCACCAGCAGCGCCUCGUCCGCCACAGUUCCGGCUUGCCCCACUGCCAGUCGACAACCUCCAAAUCCCUGGCCGACCACCCACCAGCAGCGCCUCAUCCGCCACAGUUCCAGCUUGCCCCACUGCCAGUCGACAACCUCCAAAUCCCCGGCCGACCACCCACCAUCAGCGCCUCGUCCGCCACAGUUCCGGCUUGCCCCACUGCCAGUCGACAACCUCCAAAUCCCCGGCCGACCACCCACCAGCAGCGCCUCGUCCGCCACUGUUGCGGCUUGCCCCACUGCCAGUCGACAACCUCCAAAUCCCAGGCCGACCACCCACCAGCAGCGCCUCGUCCGCCACAGUUCCGGCUUGCCCCCCUGCCAGUCGACAACCUCCAAAUCCCCGGCCGACCACCCACCAGCAGCGCCUCGUCCGCCACAGUUCCGGCUUGCCCCACUGCCAGUCGACAACCUCCAAAUCCCCGGCCGACCACCCACCAGCAGCGCCUCGUCCGCCACAAUUCCAAGUUGCCCCACUGCCAGUCGACAACCUCCAAAUCCCCGGCCGACCACCCACCAGCAGCGCCUCGUCCGCCACAGUUCCGGCUUGCCCCACUGCCAGUCGACAACCUCCAAAUCCCCGGCCGACCAUCCACCAGCAGCGUCUCGUCCGCCACAGUUCCGGCUUGCCCCACUGCCAGUCGACAACCUCCAAAUCCCCGGCCGACCACCCACCAGCAGCGCCUCGUCCGCCACAGUUCCGGCUUGCCCCACUGCCAGUCGACAACCUCCAAAUCCCCGGCCGACCACCCACCAUCAGCGCCUCGUCCGCCACAGUUCCGGCUUGCCCCACUGCCAGUCGACAACCUCCAAAUCCCCGGCCGACCACCCACCAGCAGCGCCUCGUCCGCCACUGUUGCGGCUUGCCCCACUGCCAGUCGACAACCUCCAAAUCCCAGGCCGACCACCCACCAGCAGCGCCUCGUCCGCCACAGUUCCGGCUUGCCCCACUGCCAGUCGACAACCUCCAAAUCCCCGGCCGACCACCCACUAGCAGCGCCUCGUCCGCCACAGUUCCGGCUUGCCCCACUGCCAGUCGACAACCUCCAAAUCCCCGGCCGACCACCCACCAGCAGCGCCUCGUCCGCCACAGUUCCGGCUUGCCCCACUGCCAGUCGACAACCUCCAAAUCCCCGGCCGACCACCCACCAGCAGCGCCUCGUCCGCCACAGUUCCGGCUUGCCCCACUGCCAGUCGACAACCUCCAAAUCCCCGGCCGACCACCCACCAGCAGCGCCUCGUCCGCCACAGUUCCGGCUUGCCCCACUGCCAGUCGACAACCUCCAAAUCCCCGGCCGACCACCCACCAGCAGCGCCUCGUCCGCCACAGUUCCGGCUUGCCCCACUGCCAGUCGACAACCUCCAAAUCCCCGGCCGACCACUCACCAGCAGCGCCUCGUCCGCCACAGUUCCGGCUUGCCCCACUGCCAGUCGACAACCUCCAAAUCCCCGCCGACCACCCGAGCCAGAGAACCUCCGGAGCUUCGCAGACCGAAGAGAGAACAUUGCGCCUUGAUGCGUCUAUCGGCAAGUGACGACAUGGCACAAUUUGGAAGCAAGAAUUAA